AUGCCAACAAGCAAGAAAUUGAAACGGGACUUGUCCGCCUCACCGGAGACAAAUGGGACCGAUGCAUCUCAGAACCCUUUGUCAAAACAUCCUCCAGAAUUAUUGAAUCUCAAAUGCGCACCAAAAAGCAAGAAGUUGAAAACCCAGGACUCCUCCGCCUCACCGGAGACGAAUGGGUCCGAUCUACUUCUGCAACUUCCUCGAGAAUUACGGGAUCCCAUCUUUGCAGAACUUCCCUUAAAAGACAUCAAGAAUCUCCGACAAUCAAGCAAAACGGCGAACGAGAUGACGAGCUUUCGGAUAUUCCGGCGCGUGUUUCUUUCUCGAAAUCCACGCAACAUCGAGGUCUUCCUCCAAAUCGCCAAUCAUAAGCACUACAGGUUACAAGUUGAGGAGAUUGUAUUGGACGAGGCAUUUCUCACUGAAUACUCUGACCAGACGCGAGACCGCUUUCAACGAGGAAGAGAGGUCAAUAUCAGGGCAAGACGCCGCCGCGCAGACGAAAUCCCCCCCACUCGAGAUUCAGGCAAAGAAGCCACUGCCGUGUGUGAGGCACAGCGUCUUUUGAUUCAGGAUAAAAAACAGGACACGGAGAAAAACAAGGGAAACGAAGAAAAGGAAGAAGGCCAGAAAAGCGCGGCUGAAAAGCAAAGGGCUUGGGUGGCUCUGGUCAAAGAAGCCACUGCCGUGUGUGAGGCACAGCGUCUUUUGUUUCAGGAUAAAAAACAGGACACGGAGAAAAACAAGGGAAACGAAGAAGGCCAGGAAAGCGCGGCUGAUAUAGAGCAAAGGGAUUGGGCGUUCUAUCAAGGUCUGCUCAAAGAGCAGACUUCGAUCUAUUACGAGCAUGGUGAAGAGUUUGACCAAGAUUAUGUCGCGCUACGUCAUGGCUUGGCUCAUUUCACAAAUCUCAAAGCAAUUAUCAUCACGUCAAACGCCCAUGGUCAGCUCUUCAUGCCAGAGUACCAGACACCCAUCAUGCGGAAAUUCCCACCCGACUUCAACUACCCUUUGCCAGCAUCCAACAUGUGCGGGAAGGCGCACAAGAAGAACCAGCAUUGGCCCACGGCCGCACGAGUCGAUGCAUCGCCGGGCGAGGUCGCGCCCCUGCCAUUCGCAUACCCCCCCAAGUCGCAGUGGAAUGGGCUUUGCAAGGUCAUAGAAGCGCUGGACGCAUUACCCGAAAACCACAAACUGACGAAACUUGUGGUGGGGAUAUCUCAGGUGGAAAUGGGAGUGGAGCCCAAAUGGAUUGCCCGCAGAUCCCCAUUCUACGAAAAGUUUAUCAAGCUGAUAUCUAGACCCCAAUUCCGGGAGUUAGGUCUCAUGCUUGAGAUAACCCAAACCGAGUAUGAAAGGCUGCAGCAGCUUUUGACAAGGUAUGAAGAAGCUACACAGAUGGGGGAGGUACCGCGCGAGCUCAUGGCUUGGGAAGUCAUAGCAGCAGUGCCGCAUAUCGAGUCAUUGAGCCUGCGGCAGAUGCCAUGCACAGCAGAAGCUUCAAGCUUGUGCCUCCCGUUACAGCUCAUUUUCCCUCGCUUUACUCAUCUAAAGUACUUGAGGCUAUGGUCUUUCACGGCCACAACGCUCGAUCUUAUUGACUUCUUGUCCGGGAUGCCGAAAUCGUUGAAGCGCGUCGACCUUGUGGACACGCUUCCGGCCUACGCCCACUCCGCGUCGGAGAACCUUGACCCCCAGGAGCUACUCAGAGGCAUGCUUGAAGUAAUGAAGGCCAAAUCCUUGUGGAAAACUUGGCCGGCAAACGCACGCCCCAACCUGCGCAUUGCUCGGUGCUUGGGCUUCGCCCCGUACUACCAGCAUUGUUUCAAAACCGAGGUCGACGCCUUCUUACACGGCGACGGCCCAAAUCCUUUCAGGGGAUCGGAAGAUGGCGACCCUUUGUCUCCUCGCACCGAUGAAGUGAAAGGCGUGAUAAGGGGGACUCGUUAUCCUUCGUUUGAGAUACUAGCAUCCUGUAUCCGCCCCGAGUGGCUGGCCCGGCUUUGGGCCGGUCAAGAUUUGAGAGGUCUGAACGGAUCAUCGGAUGAUGAUUUGAGCGAAACAACGGAUGCGACGGUGAGCAAGUCGGUCAAGUAUCCGGUCACAGACGGACAAGGAAACGGGGAGCGAUGCGUCGGCGCGCCGAGGUGGUCGAGGGCAGGGAGCCCGCGUGCUGACUCCGACCGUGAGGCGCCGUCGAAAAGCCUCGUUGCCACCAGCAGAUUCCAAAUGCCCGUGACCGCGAGUUCCUGA
Molecule: messenger RNA, 2253 nt
Organism: Cordyceps militaris CM01
Lineage: Eukaryota; Fungi; Ascomycota; Sordariomycetes; Hypocreales; Cordycipitaceae
Product: Cyclin-like F-box
Exons: 5
Coding region: 1-2253 (750 amino acids)
Molecular function (GO): protein binding
Source: RefSeq, a predicted model, not a curated record